UUGGCAGCACAGCAUUAGACACAAAUAUGGCGUCGGAUGGUGACGCUGCCAGUGACGAUACAUCAUGGACGCUGGAGCUGGAGGCGGCGCUGAUGAGCGUGCCGGAGGGCGUGGACGUGCGCAGCAUCGCCAAGUGCCGGCCGCUGCCGGACGAGCUGCGCGGCUCCGCCUGGCUGGCCUGCCUCGACAUACAGCAGGACGUCGACGACGGUCUCAUGACCUUCACCAACAUAUACGACCUGCCCGAACAGACCGAGAUGCGCGAGGACAUCCAGCAGCUGGUCGAGCGGCUGGGGAACGACGAGGGUGACCGGGUCUCGGUAAUGUCGGACGUGGAGUCGGUGCUCACCCACUACUGCAAGUCACAGCGGGACACCUACCGGCGCGGCAACGGCUGGAUGGACCUGCUACAGCCGUUGGUGCCGCUUAAGCUCAACAAGCCAGAGCUCUACUUCACAUUCACCAACAUCCUGCAGCGAUACAUACCCAAAAACUGCAAGAAGGACGGAGAUCCAUAUCACCUGCUUCGGCUGCUGCUGCUGUACCAUGAGCCGGAGUUGUGUAACUUCCUGGAUACGAUCAAGGUCGCCCCCGAUACAUACACCACGGCCUGGUUCAACAGCCUUUUUGCGGCCACCUGUGACCUGAAGGCGCUUCGUGUCAUGUGGGACAUCUACUUUCAAAUGGACGACCCAUUCCUCAUCUUCUUUCUCAGUUUGGUCAUCCUCGUCAACGCGAAGGAGCAGAUCCUGGAGCUGAAGGGCAAGCCGCGCGCGCAGGUGGUCUCCACCGUCUCCUCGCUGCCCUGCUUCAUCCAGGCCGAGGACGUGCCAGACUUCUGCGAGCUCGCCAACUUCUACUCCAUGAGGACGCCCAAAUCGUUCCGGAGAAAGCUGUAUCCGUCGCUGUUCGGCGUGUGCGCGCCCCACUUGUCGUCGCUGCUGACGCCGACGGUGCCGCUGGCCCAGUCGCUCUGCCUGCCCGUCUACGUGGACGAGAUCCUCUCCAGCAUGGACAGUCGCGACGCGCCGGAGGGUCUGCCCGACACCGACACGGUGAAGUUUUUCCUGGUGGACUGCCGGCCGGCCGACCAGUACAACGCCGGCCACCUGUCCACGGCGUUCCACCUGGACUGCACGCUGAUGCUGAGCGAGCCGGCGGCGUUCGGCACGGCCGUGGCGGCGCUGCUGAGCGCCCAGCAGCAGGCCACGGCCGCCCGGCCCUCGGCCGCCGGCGAGCACCUCUGCUUCAUCGGCUCAGGUCGAGAAAAAGAGGAUCAGUUUUUGCACAUGGUGGUGGCUUCUUUUCUUCAGAAGCGUUCGCUUUACGUCAGCAAAGUGGAAGGAGGCUAUCAGGCGGUGCACGACAUGCUGUCGGAGAACCUGUCGGCGCUGGCCGACCACUCCGCGCGACAGUGCGUCGUCUGCACACCGGACGAGGCGGCGGCCGGCUCGGAUGGCGGCCGGCCGGCCUCCGAUGCCACUGCCGCCGCCGCCGCAAACAAGACCUCCCUCCUCGACCGGCUCGGCGCCCGCUGGAAGGUCAAGGGCCAACAGGUGAAGGAAAAGCUGGUGGACAUCAUCACGAACGCGUCGGCCGAGCAGCCUGAGCGGCACGUCAGCAGCCAGGACAAGGGCAAACGCUACCGCAACCUAGCGCCCGUGUUCUCGCUGGACGACGAGCAAGACGGCGACGAGCUGGAGGAGGUCGAAAUCGCUGACGAGUCCACCAUGGAGCUGGUGGAGGUGGCUGACUGGCUCCAGAAGCCCGAGGUGCUGCACCAGUUCAAAUGCCAGCACAUCAAGGACAGCCGCCUGGCGCACCCGAGCCUGCUGCUGGUGACGCCCACCCAGCUGCUGGUGCUGCGAGAGAUCGCCGGCAAGCCCGGCUGGGCGCACCUGGCCGUCAAGCGCUCGCUCACGUCCGUCGUCACCAUCACCAGCAAGAAGAAGCGGCCGGAACUCAUCACCUUCAAGUACGGCGUCAACGAGGGCGACAGCAUGACCGUCACGGACCUGGACAGGUUCUAUAUCCCGCGCGCCGGCGACGCCACCAAGGCCGUCAAGAUGGCCAUCAUCCAGCUGUCGUCGGAGGCGGAGGCGGAGGACGGAGGCGAGACGUGACGCGCCGCACCCGCCGCGGACCUGACGAGAGAGGGAGAGAGGGCGGGCCGGCGGACCGGCGCCCGAGCCGCCCUCUUCUGCCGACGACGGGAGCUGUGAGCGAAGCGGCGCGCUGGCCGGCUAGUGCCGGGCCGCGCCGGUGUGCGGCGCCACCGUCGGAGCCGGGCGCCGCCUCCGGUGUCCGGACUGGAGCGGGCGCCGCGCUGCGAGGCCGGGUCAGCCGGGCUGCAUUCCAUGUGAGGUCGCGCUGCAGGCAAAGCGGCGUGCUGUGUUCUGUGGAAGAAUGCCGGGGGUCAGCCGGUGGUGCGGCACAAGGAAGGCUAAGUUCCAAGUAUGGUGUGGAGCCAGGUGUCUGGAGUAUUUAUUCCGCUUGCAUUCAGUUAUGGGAGUUGAUCACCAUCGGCGCCUCUGAACACCCCAAUUAAGAAGAUUGCGAUAUUCGUAGACAUAGGUAACCAGUUACCAAGAAUACCGAAAUCCUUUUUUUUUGUCCGUGAAGAUCAUGUGAUAAUCAGACCACAGACAGUAUUGGUGAUGAUGGCAAUUAGUUGGUUGAUGCAAUAUGUAGUGCGGAAGAAAGCUGAUUUUUGCAUAAAAAGAUAUUGCUACCAUGAACACAUAAGCUUAUAUCUGGUAGUCGUACAUUCUUUUCUGCAAUAUUUGCCGGGUCGCCGUUCAUACCGUAAAGGCUGUUCUCAAUUCGCCAUUUCGAAACACCUGCCUUCCCGUAGAAAUGGACUGCCAGGGACGGUGUGCGUCGACGAAGAGUGGUCACUGUCGCAAACGUGACAUGCAUUUUCAAUUUACUGGAUGGCAUGAUCUUGUUAAUCCUGAUUGAAAACAAGCGACCCAGUGUCCGUGGCAGCGGUGAGAUGGUUUGUUUCUAGUCCCAGUCGUAGAGAGGCGCUUGUGACCGCGCCGAGUGAACGGCGGCGGUGGCGGCUGGCCCCGGUGUCCGUCCCGUCCCUGUUGCCGGGGCGCGCCGCGUGCUCUGGCGCUCC
Pollicipes pollicipes is the source of this 3124-nucleotide messenger RNA. RefSeq names its product TBC1 domain family member 23. NCBI's taxonomy places the organism in Eukaryota, Metazoa, Arthropoda, Thecostraca, Pollicipedomorpha, Pollicipedidae. The coding region runs from base 27 to 2123 and encodes 698 amino acids. The record is from RefSeq and is a predicted model, not a curated record. Gene Ontology annotation, biological process: retrograde transport, endosome to Golgi. The transcript is spliced from 14 exons. Gene Ontology annotation, cellular component: trans-Golgi network.